AAGCUUAGACUCACAUAAGUCUUACCCACCAGCCGGCUAUUGUAAUAACUCAUCUAUUAUGAGCGCAAACAUCAGACAAAGACUAACAACAAAGAGAUACUAACACUAUAAAAUACACUCACUCACUACCAGCUAUAAACUAGUACAUCUAGUCUACAUUCAAAUCAUUAUAAGACUCACUGGAACAAUGAACCUUAUAGUGGUAACUGUUCUUAUACUCACUAUUCUCUCUACUAUUGUAUCUACUAAUGAAAAUACAAUCAAAGGAUCAUCAUCUGUGUCAACAAGCAAAGGAUACAUUAAUGAAACUAAUGUGAAGGAGGUUUAUCUACAAAUAUUACGUGGUAGAGAUGGUCGUGAUGGAGUACCAGGAAGAGAUGGAGUGAAAGGAGAGAGAGGAGAUAAGGGAGAGAAAGGAGAUAAAGGUGAAACUGGACCUGUAGGACAAUCUGGUCCUAAAGGUGGAGGAGUAGUGUACACUCGUUGGGGAAGGAAGUCCUGUCCUACUGGAACUGAACUACUGUAUGAGGGAAUAACUGGAGGCAGUUACUGGAAUCAUCCAGGAGGAGGAGCUAACUAUGUCUGUUUACCAAAGGUCCCUCAAUAUAUGAGUGCAAAUGAACCUAAUGAGUAUUCUGAAAUGUAUGGUACUGAAUAUGAAAUUGGUGAUAACUAUAUAUUUUCAGGAAAGCAUCAACACAAUGUUCCUUGUGCAGUAUGUUAUACAUCUACUAAGAGUGUUAAACUGAUGAUUCCUGCUAGAAUCAGCUGUCCUUCAUCAUGGACUAUAGAAUAUAAAAGAUAUCUGGUGGCUAGUUAUUAUAAUCACAAGAAUAAUAAUGCCUAUGAAUGUGUUGAUGAAUAUCCUGAAUCUAUUGAUGGUAGUGGUGCUAAUAAUAAUGGGGCUUCUUUCUAUUUCACACGUACAACCUGCACUGGUCUACCUUGUCCACCUUAUGUUAACAAUAAAGCUAUUACUUGUGUUGUGUGUACUAAGUAAUAAUUUGAACAGUGUGUGAUAAUAAAUUUUAUGCCUAUUUUAGUAACAAUAUAAUAAUGAUUAGUUCCAUUUUAUUGAGUGAAAAUACAACAAAAUUUAUGAAUAUUUCAAAAAAUGGUCAAGUUAAUACAAA
Amphimedon queenslandica is the source of this 1133-nucleotide messenger RNA. Its product is annotated as short-chain collagen C4-like. The transcript has 3 exons. Bases 188 to 1000 code for a protein of 270 amino acids. Lineage: Eukaryota; Metazoa; Porifera; Demospongiae; Haplosclerida; Niphatidae. The record is from RefSeq and is a predicted model, not a curated record.